Molecule: messenger RNA, 3557 nt
Organism: Neomonachus schauinslandi (Hawaiian monk seal)
Lineage: Eukaryota; Metazoa; Chordata; Mammalia; Carnivora; Phocidae
Gene: MBD6
Product: methyl-CpG binding domain protein 6
Cellular component (GO): nucleus; chromocenter
Molecular function (GO): chromatin binding; DNA binding
Source: RefSeq, a predicted model, not a curated record
GGCAGCAGCCUGCGCGGUGCCUUCUGGGAACGGAAUCCCCAGGGCUGCCCCUGGCCCCCAUGGCGCAUGCGCGGGAGGCCGCUCGGUGAUCCGCGGCGGCGGCGGCGGCGCUUCCUGCUAGGACCGGCCGGGGCCGUACCGGAGGCUCGGGCUCCACCGACCCUCCUCCCACUCCCUCCCACUCACCCUCUGGGCCGCGACUGCGCAGGGCGGGGCCGGCCGAACCAUGGGCCGCGGUGUGGGCUAAGCCGGAGGCCCCGGCUUUAGACUGGACCCCACAAUGUUUGCAGAGAUGUUCAGGCACGUGGGAGCUGAUUACACACAAUGAAUGGGGGCAAUGAGAGCAGUGGAGCAGACAGAGCUGGGGGCCCUGUGGCCACAUCUGUCCCCAUCGGCUGGCAGCGCUGUGUUCGAGAGGGUGCUGUGCUCUAUAUCAGCCCAAGUGGCACAGAGCUGUCUUCCUUGGAGCAAACCCGGAGCUACCUCCUCAGCGAUGGGACCUGCAAGUGCGGUCUGGAGUGUCCACUCAAUGUCCCCAAGGUUUUCAACUUUGACCCUUUGGCCCCGGUGACCCCGGGUGGGGCUGGGGUGGGGCCCGCAUCAGAGGAGGACAUGACCAAGCUGUGCAACCACCGGCGGAAAGCCGUUGCCAUGGCAACUCUGUACCGCAGCAUGGAGACCACCUGCUCACACUCUUCUCCUGGAGAGGGAGCGAGCCCCCAAAUGUUCCCCACUGUGUCCCCAGGGCCCCCCUCUGCCCGCCCUCCCUGUCGAGUCCCUCCUACAACUCCACUUAAUGGGGGACCUGGCUCCCUUCCCCCAGAACCACCCUCAGUUCCACAGGCCUUCCCCCCUCUAGCAGGCCCUGGGGGGCUCUUCCCACCACCAAGGCUUCCUGACCCCGUGCCCUCUGGAGGCAGCAGCAGCCCCUGUUUCCUCCCAAGGGGCAACGCCCCCUCUCCAGCCCCACCCCCUCCGCCCGCUAUCAGCCUCAACGCUCCCUCCUACAACUGGGGAGCCGCCCUCCGCUCCAGCCUGGUGCCCCCUGACCUGGGCUCUUCUCCAGCCCCCCAUGCCUCCUCCUCACCACCUUCAGACCCUUCUCUCUUCCACUGUAGUGAUGCCUUAACGCCCCCUCCUCUGCCCCCAAGCAAUAAUCUCCCCGGUCCCCCUGGCCCCCCUGGUCCUGCCACUCAGCCACCAGUGUCUUCAGCCCCUAUGCACCUGCCCCUGGUCUUGGGACCCCUAGGAGGGGCCCCCACGGUGGAGGGGCCCGGGGCACCCCCCUUCCUUGCUAGCAGCCUACUCUCUGCAGCGGCCAAGGCACAGCACCCCCUGCUCCCCCCUCCCAGCACUUUACAGGGCCGAAGGCCCCGUGCCCAGACACCCUCGGCUUCCCACUCCUCAUCACCCCGGCCCUCUCAGCGUCGUCCCCGCAGACCCCCAACUGUACUGCGAUUGCUAGAAGGGGGCGGUCCUCAAGCCCCUAGACGGAGCCGUCCUCGGGCCCCUGCUCCCGUCCCCCAACCCUUUCCUCUCCCUGAACCAUCCCAGCCGAUUCUCCCUUCUGUGCUGUCCCUGCUGGGACUCCCCACCCCUGGCCCUUCCCACUCCGAUGGAAGCUUUAACCUUUUGGGGUCAGAUGCACACCUUCCUCCUCCCCCAGCCCUCUCCUCAGGGAGCCCUCCCCAGCCCAGGCGCCCUAUUCCGCCCUCCCUCCCGGGGGCCACCAGUGGCGGCCUCAGCAGUGUGCCAGGUGCCCCUGCCCCACCAGCUGCCUCCAAAGCCCCCUUGGUCCCCAGCCCUGUGCUUCAAAGCCCAUCUGAAGGGCUCGGGAUGGGGGCGGGCCCAGCCUGCCCUCUGCCUCCCCUGGCUGGUGGGGAGGCUUUCCCUUUCCCCAGUCCUGAGCAGGGCCUGGCGCUGAGUGGAGCCGGCUUCCCGGGGAUGCUAGGGGCCUUGCCUCUCCCUCUGAGUCUGGGGCAGCCCCCACCUUCUCCACUGCUCAGCCACAGUUUAUUUGGCGUGCUGGCUGGGGGAGGGGGACAACCUCCCCCUGAGCCCCUGCUACCCCCACCGGGAGGACCUGGCCCUCCCCUAGCCCCAGGCGAGCCUGAAGGGCCUUCGCUUUUGGUGGCUUCCCUGCUUCCACCGCCCCCCUCAGACCUUCUUCCACCCCCUUCUGCACCUCCUAGCAACCUCCUUGCCUCUUUCCUGCCCCUGUUGGCCCUGGGCCCCACAGCUGGGGAUGGGGAGGGAUCUGCAGAGGGAGCUGGGGGUCCAAGUGGGGAGACAUUUUCAGGUUUGGGAGACCUGCCCCCCCUACUGUUCCCCCCACUUUCAGCCCCCCCCACCCUCAUAGCUUUAAAUUCUGCGCUGCUGGCUGCCAGCCUGGAUCCCCCCUCGGGGACACCCCCCCAGCCCUGUGUCCUGAGUGCCCCCCAACCUGGACCACCUACCUCCAGUGUCACCACGGCAACUACUGACCCGGGGGCCUCCUCUCUGGGCAAGGCCCCCUCCAACUCAGGGAGACCCCCCCAACUCCUUAGCCCUCUGCUGAGUGCCAGCCUGCUGGGUGAUCUGUCUUCGCUGACCAGCAGCCCUGGAGCCCUCCCCAGCCUGCUGCAGCCUCCUGGCCCUCUUCUCUCUGGCCAGCUGGGGCUGCAGCUCCUCCCUGGGGGGGGAGCUCCUCCACCCCUCUCAGAGGCUUCUAGUCCCCUAGCCUGCCUGCUACAGAGUCUCCAGAUUCCUCCAGAGCAGCCAGAAGCCCCUUGUCUGCCCCCUCAGAGCCCCACCUCAGCCCUAGAACCGGAGCCUGCCCGGCCUCCCCUCAGUGCCUUAGCCCCACCCCACGGUUCUCCCGACCCCCCAGUCCCUGAGCUGCUCACUGGGAGGGGGUCAGGGAAACGGGGCCGGAGGGGAGGAGGGGGACUUAGGGGCAUUAAUGGUGAGGCCAGGCCAGGCCGGGGCCGAAAGCCUGGCAGCCGGCGGGAGCCUGGCCGACUGGCCCUCAAGUGGGGGGCACGUGGUGGCUUCAAUGGACAAAUGGAACGGUCCCCAAGAAGGACCCACCACUGGCAGCAUAAUGGGGAGCUGGCUGAAGGGGGUGUUGAGCCCAAGGAUCCAUCCCCUCCUGGACCCCAUUCUGAGGACCUUAAGGUGCCCCCAGGGGUAGUCAGAAAGUCUCGUCGUGGCCGGAGGAGAAAAUACAACCCUACCCGGAACAGCAAUAGCUCCCGCCAGGAUGUUACCUUGGACCCCAGCCCUACAACCCGUGCGGCUGUCCCUCUGCCUCCCCGGGCCCGCCCUGGCCGUCCUGCCAAAAACAAGAGGAGGAAACUGGCCCCUUAGCAGCCAUACCUGGAGCUGGAUCUGACCCUGAUUGGGGAGAGCUGAGUGCUGAGCCUUGGGAGCCCCUGCCAGCCACCUGCACCUGUGGACAGUGGGUGGGGGCACUACUCCCCACUCAGAGCACAAAUGCAAGCCCUUCCCCUACAAUCCCAUCCUGAGCCAUUGCAGGGGGUAGGGAAGCUCACCCCCUCCCCCCCAAAGCCAUGUCA